AUGAAGCUCAACAUCGCCUACCCGCGGAAUGGCACCGUGAAGCAGUUUGAGGUGACGGAUGAAGUUCUUCUUCGUGUUCACCUUAAUGACUACCGCUUGGGCAACGAGGUUGAUGGUUCAAUCUUUGGCAAUGAGUUUAAGGGGUAUACCUUUAAGCUUCGUGGUGGUUCUGACAAGGAUGGGUUCCCCAUGGUUCAGGGCGUUAUGGCUUCCAGUCGGGUUUCCCUCCUUGUCAAGCGCGGUGCCGUUGGCUUCAACACCUUCCGUGGCUACCAGGGCGAACGCCGCCGCAAGUCUCUCCGCGGUUGCGUUUUGGCUAGCGAUAUUGCGCUUCUCAACGUCACUAUUGAAAAGGUGGGUGAUCAACCCAUCGAAGGCGUAACAGAUGUUUCCCUUCCUCGUCGCUUGGGUCCUAAGCGUGCGAACAACAUUCGCAAGCUCUUCGGUCUCUCCCGCGAUGAUGAUGUCCGUAAGUACGUCGUUCGCCGAAAGGUGACAAAGGAGGGAAAGAAGGACCGGUUUAAGGCUCCAAAGAUUCAGCGCCUGAUUACAUCCACAAUUAGGGCUCGUCGUGCCAAGAAGGUAAAGGUUGCAAUUGAGAAGGUACGCAAAUCGGCGGAAGAGCGUCGGGAGUACUUGCGGUUGAUCGGCAGUCGCCGUCGCGCGGCACGUCAGAGAAAGACGGCUCGUCACCACGCUCACAAGGUCGCUGCCCAGAAGGUGGAGGUUGCCGUCUUCAAGGCGAAGAAAUGA
Trypanosoma grayi is the source of this 753-nucleotide messenger RNA. Its product is annotated as 40S ribosomal protein S6. Gene Ontology annotation, cellular component: ribosome. Bases 1 to 753 code for a protein of 250 amino acids. Gene Ontology annotation, biological process: translation. Gene Ontology annotation, molecular function: structural constituent of ribosome. The record is from RefSeq and is a predicted model, not a curated record. NCBI's taxonomy places the organism in Eukaryota, Euglenozoa, Kinetoplastea, Trypanosomatida, Trypanosomatidae. The transcript has a single exon.